Molecule: messenger RNA, 3954 nt
Organism: Scheffersomyces stipitis CBS 6054
Lineage: Eukaryota; Fungi; Ascomycota; Pichiomycetes; Serinales; Debaryomycetaceae
Gene: GDE1
Product: glycerophosphocholine phosphodiesterase
Exons: 3
Coding region: 257-3898 (1213 amino acids)
Biological process (GO): glycerophospholipid catabolic process
Molecular function (GO): glycerophosphocholine phosphodiesterase activity; protein binding
Source: RefSeq, a predicted model, not a curated record
AAAAGUCUCGUUCGACCCAACCUACUGAUUUGGCUAUCGGACGGACAGUCGUGGUGAACAUACUGUUGAGAGCACCUUGACAGACAGCUUACAUAGAUUAAAGCAUCCGACAGACACAUUUCCGGUCCGUUGGUUAGCAUUUAAUUAUUGAUCAAUUUUUGAUUCCGAGUCAGAGGGGCUGCAGUUGCAGUUGCGCUGUCUGAAUAUCACCUAGAUCUUAUCAAUUGACAGACAGAAACUUAAACAAACUGAAAAAAUGAAGUUUGGGAAGACUUUUGUCUCCCACCAGAUUCCAGAAUGGUCCAUCUACUACAUGAACUACAAGCACUUGAAGAAAAUCGUCAAGGACAUCGACAGUGUGGUGGAACAGCUUGAAACUCCUGCUGCAGACACUGCUGACACGGCAGAAAUCAUUGGGCAGGUGUUGUCCCAGUUCUUCUUUGAACUAGACAGAGACAUCGAAAGAGUGUCCGACUUCUACGACACCAAGUUCAAUGAAUACCAGAGACGGUUGGUGAAAAUUGUCCAAGUGUUGGGUUACCAAGAUGGUUCGGUUCUGGGCCAAUUGGAGUCAAAUGAUGAGUUGGAAGAAAUCUACUCUAUCUUGCUUGAAUUGAGGCUGAUUUUCCGCAGCUUGAAAUGGUACGGAGAACUCAAUCAUCGUGGAUUUGUCAAGAUCUUGAAGAAACUCGAUAAAAAGUUGACUACUUUGUUAGAAGAUACGAAGACCGACAAUUUGAGCACUGACAAACGUGCCUUUGAUAUUUCCAACCAUAACAGAGAAACAUACUUGUCUACAAGAGUCAAUGCAUUGCCAUUCGCCAACGAGUUAGAGUUGCAUCUGUGUUUAGACACCAUUUCCAGCAUUCUCCAGUUGUUAGGAGAAGCUCAAGAUAGAGUUGAAGUCGUUGAUGAAGAGAAACAGCUCAAGGAGCCCAACGAAACUCUUUCGAAGGACUUUGAUUUCCUCAAAAUACUGUUGAACCAGAAACUCGCUUCGAGUACCCUUACGCUCAAGUUCUUGAUUUCGUUGUUGAACAAAGCAGCAGGAGCCAAUUCUACUGCUUGUAUCGACGAGAUCUUCAACUAUCUUGAUAAUUACGUGGAAAAACACCCAGAGUCACCCAACUUACUCUUUGACCAGCUGGAUAUCUCAGGUAGAAACUUCUUUCACCAACACAUUAUUCUGUUGGGUAAGAAGCAGGCUCUGAAAGAACAGAAGCUCACGCCUGGUGAAUCCUCGGACAUUUCUAGAUUCGUACUGUUGGGAAAUGAAGACAACGACAAUGACGCUGAAGAUGUCUCGGGCUUGUGCUACAUUCUCAAGCGUUUAGACGCUACUAACGCUACCCCCAUCAAGCCUCUUUUGAUCUCAAAGGAUAACUACAACCGUACUCCGCUCCAUUACUCAGCACAGUACGGGCUCAAGACGGCUACAAAUGUGCUUUUGGGGUAUUUAGCCAACUGGGGCUUGAUCGAUAUUACCGUAUCUAUAGAUGAUGUCAGCUUUUGGGGAGAUCAGGAAGGAUUGACUCCUCUUCAUUUGUCUAUCAUGGGCAAGCAUCCCAAGACUACUGAGAACUUGAUCAUUUACAACUCUGCUAACAGAUUGGCCUGCCCGGAUUUGAUUCUUCUCGCUGUGCGUUUAAACUCGUCACAGAUCUUGUCUCUGUUGAUCAGCCAGGGAAAAAUCGAUAUCAACUAUACAGAUGUAGAACACCACAACGAGACUGCACUUUAUAUGGCUGCCAAGUUAAAUCUUGUUAGUUUGGUCAAAUACUUGCUUGAAAAUGGUGCCGAUACUGAGUUGGGAGAGUCUGUAUAUGGCUGGACACCGAUCUUCAUUGCUGCUUGUGACGGCUUUACAGAAGUUGUUCAAGCGCUUCUAGACCACAAUUGCCAGUACGACAUCGUCGAUGACUCAGGUUGGCUUCCAAUGGAACACGCUUGUCUCAGAGGGCAUUUGCCAGUUGCUGAUAUGCUCAAACCGGCCGAGGACAAGUUGUUGUUGUACGAUAUGUACCAUCCGGAAAAUAACAUGGCCAGAACAGCAUCAUUGGCAGCUUCUCCGGUGAUUAAAAGUGCCAGUGCUAGUUCAGAUAUCGUCUCCACUCUGUCCAUAGACAGAUUACCCGAGACUUCUGGUUCUAAGAUCGUCAUGACUGAAGUGUAUAAGCUGUUGAGAAACAAGUCGAAUUCGUCUAUUGGUGGAGGAACGGGCCGUUCUAAGUCACCUUCCAAACGGUUCAAGAAAGUCAAGGCAAUCAAGUCAUUCGGGCACAAAUUCUUGGAUUCCGACGAGCUGGUUAUCCUCAUUACUCUUGGUACCACAGACUUGAGAGACAAUUCUCCACCUGUAGAACUCAGCCAAAUUCCACUUGCAAAGAGCUUCUCCACUGAGUUGGACACGGCCUUAUCAUUGCAGAUCACCUGCAAAAAUAGAUUGACCAACAAACCUGUUGAACCACCUGUCAUUGUAGACCUUCCUUUAGAAGACCAUCAUGGGUCUGCUACGGAUCCAAUCCUGUUCACAUUGACUGGAGGUUUGACUCCUGAUACUGUGCUUGUUCUGUUUGAUUUGAUUCCAACGUACCAGGUCACUGAUUCGCGCAAGGGCACAACCUUAGGUAGAGGUGUAGCCUUAUUGAAGGACGCUUACACCAAGGUAGGACCCAAUUUGCGUUCUCUCAAUAACAGUAUCAACGUCCCUAUUCUUGAGCUGAGCACUCUUGAUGUGUUGGGACACGUAAGAUUCGAAUAUCUCUGUGUCAAAUCGUUUUCCCACAAGCAUAUGUCGAUUGGUCGUUCCGAUACGUACUGGAAGCAGCUUGUUUCCACUAGAGUCAUUGGCCACAGAGGUUUGGGUAAAAAUGAGUCUGGAAGAAAGUCGUUGCAGUUGGGUGAAAACACUGUGGAGUCGUUUGUUGCUGCUGCUUCUUUAGGUGCAGCUUAUGUCGAGUUUGAUGUGCAAUUGACCAAGGACUACGUGCCUGUUGUCUACCACGACUUCUUGGUAGCUGAAUCUGGUGUAGACAUUCCCAUGCAUUCUCUUACAGCAGAACAAUUCUUGGGACUUAGUGAAUACCAUCAGCAUGAUGAACAGAAGAGUGUGAAGAAGGACUUCUCAAUGGACGACGCAGCUAUCUCAAAAUCAGCUAGACCCAGAGCCAAGUCUUCCCACCAAUUCGAAAGAGCUAAGGAUGACAUCAAAGACAACGAUGGCAGCGACCAUCUCCACCGUAGAAUGAAGUUGACUAAGACUUGGAAAGACAAGGGAUUCAAAGGUAAUGCCCGAGGUUUGUCAGUUGCAUCUAAUUUCGUUACUUUGAAGGAGCUAUUCAAGAAGGUUCCUAAGAGCGCUGGAUUCAAUAUAGAGUUGAAGUACCCAAUGUUGGACGAAGCUGAACAGGAGCUGAUGGGCGAAAUCGCGUUGGAUAUGAACCACUACUGUGACUCGAUCUUGAAGGUGAUUUACGACGAGAAUUUGAACGGCAGAGAUAUCUUGUUUUCGUCGUUCCACCCGGACAUCUGUGUUUUCAUGUCGUUGAAGCAACCCACUAUUCCAAUUUUGUUCUUGACAGAAGCUGGAACAGCUCCAAUGGCUGACAUCAGAGCUUCUUCUCUCCAAAAUGCCAUUAGAUUCUCUAAGAAGUGGAACCUUUUGGGUAUCGUUUCCGCUGCUGGAGCGUUGGUCAAAACCCCCAGAUUGACCCAAGUGGUCAAGUCAAGUGGUUUGGUGUGUGUAACCUACGGAACACAGAACAACGAUCCAAAGUUGGCCAAGAUACAAAUGAAGGCAGGUGUCGACGCCGUGAUCGUUGAUAGCGUGUUGGCUGUAAGAGAAGGGUUGCGUCAGGACGUAAAAGACUUGGACGACUCUGGAUCGAGCCUGAACUAGGAAAGUGACGAUAGAUAGAUAUUAGAAUAAAAUUAAUAAAAGAAUCAAUGAAUUGC